AUGAAUUCAACCACUGGACAAGGACAGCCAUCAUGCAGAGACACCAAGGAGAAAGCCGCGGAGCCAAUAGCCAUCAUCGGUAUGGCAAUGCGGUUGCCGGGCGGCGUACGAUGUGGUGAAGAUUUCUGGGAAAUGCUCGUAAACAAACGAGAUGGCUUUUGCGAGGCGCCUCCCUCGCGCUGCUCUCGCGAGGCAUCCAGCAGCGUCGACUGUGGAAUUUCCAGCGAACCGAGGAAAGGAUUCUUCUUACAAGAAGAACCAGCUUGUUUCGAUCUUGCCUUCUUCUCCAUUCCACCGCACGAGGCCGGACGCCUCGAUCCCCAGCAACGGCUCUUGCUUGAGGUGGUUUGGGAGUGCCUGGAGAAUGCGGGGGAGACCAAAUGGCGAGGGGAAAAGAUCGGAUGCUAUAUUGGAGUUUUCGGUGAAGACUGGCUCGAGAUAUCGCACAAAGACCCGCAGUAUCUAAAUCAGGUAUACCCCAUCGGCACCGGCGGCUACGCUCUUGCGAAUCAGGUGUCGUACAGGUUUGAUCUACUGGGUCCUAGCAUGACCAUUCAGACGGCUUGCUCCUCAUCACUGGUCGGCUUGCAUGAGGCUUGCCAAGCACUGCAAUUCGGGGAGUGCUCAACAGCCCUCGUGGGCGGGACCAGCCUUAUAUGGGGCCCGACCAUGACAGAUGCUAUGACCAAAAACACGGUACUGUCUCCAAGUGGUAUCUCACAUACCUUUGACGCCAAUGCAGAUGGUUAUGGUCGAGGCGAAGGGAUCAACUGCGUAUAUCUUAAGCCGUUGCGGGAUGCUCUUCGAGACAGUGACCCUAUUCGCGCUGUCAUCCGCUCCACAGUGACCAACCAUGACGGGAAAACUCCCACUUUCUCUCAGCCAUGUCCUACAUCUCAAGAGAGGUUGAUUCGUCAGGCAUAUCGAGCCGCGGGGAUUGACGCUAUCCACGAGACGCCAGUCUUUGAAUGUCACGGGACAGGGACGACCGUGGGAGAUGUGAUCGAAGCAUCGGUUGUUGCGAAGAUGACUGGACGUGACGAAACCUACAUCACGGCAGUGAAACCAAAUGUCGGUCACUCGGAAGGGGCCUCAGGCAUCACAAGCAUCAUCAAGUCCGUCUUGGCACUCGAACACAAGACUAUUCCACCCAAUAUCCAUUUCCAAACACCCAAUCCCAAUAUACCAUUCACUGAGGGGAAUCUUCAUGUUCCUCUAAAGCCGACUCCAUGGCCGGUCGAUCGAGCUGAAAGAAUCAGCGUGAACUCGUUUGGUAUCGGCGGUUCCAAUGCCCAUGCUGUCCUCGAGUCCCCCCCUGGUGUUGCUGUGGACUCUCUGCCGACGGCGUCAAAUCGGUCUAAUCCGCAUCUCUUGGUUGCCUCUGGGCACAAUGCAGAAGCUCUCCGCAAGCGUAUUCGCCAGAUCGUCCACUAUGUCGAGAAUCACUCGGAUCGUCUCCACGACCUGUCGUACACUUUGAGCGCCCGCAGAUCACAUCUUUCCCAUCGAGCUUUUGCAGUGCUACGGUCUAGUGCAUCUGUUCUAGAAGAUGGUUCAUUUUCUAGCUUCGGUGUCACUUCCCCGAAUGUCAUAUUUGUGUUCACGGGCCAGGGGGCUCAAUGGCCUGGAAUGGGGAAACAUCUCCUUGCCAACUUCCCGCAGUUCAAAAACGAUAUCAAGAUAAUGGAUGAAAUACUGCAGAAAUUGCCAGAUUCCCCAAAUUGGUUACUGCACGAUGAAUUAAAUCAAGAAAGCUCAGUUGCAGGAGUCAAUGAGGCUGAAUACUCUCAGCCAUUAUGCGUUGCUCUUCAAAUUGGCCUGGUUAACAUUCUUAGAGGCUGGGGCAUUCAACCAUCCGCGGUUGUCGGUCAUUCCAGCGGGGAGAUUGUGGCGGCCUAUGCCGCCCGAGCCAUUACGAUGAAAACUUCGAUUAUCCUGGCGUACUAUCGAGGAAAGGUCGCAAAGCCACUCGAAGGAUUAGGCGCGAUGGCGGCCGUGGGACUCUCCCCGGAUGAAGUGACACCGUACCUGACCCCCGGCGUAGUAGUUGCCUGUCACAAUAGUCCGAAUAGUGUCACCUUGUCUGGAGACCAUGGUUCGGUCGACCGUGCGAUUAAAAGCAUUAAGACGGGGAGCCCAGAUACAUUGUGUCGCCGGCUUCCAGUGAAAAUAGCUUAUCAUUCUGACCACAUGAAACAUAUUGGUUCCGAAUAUGAGCAUUGUAUCUGCAGUCACAUCGAACACGAGCAAGAUAUGCUCCCUUUCUGUUCAAGCGUAACUGGUCAAACAAUCACCGACCCGCGCGAACUGGAUGCGUCGUACUGGCGACAAAAUUUGGAAUCACCUGUACUCUUCACCGAGGCUAUUCAGAGUAUUCCUGCAAGUGGAUCGCCUAUCUUCAUAGAGAUUGGGCCACAUUCUGCACUAGCUGCUCCUCUGCGACAGAUCUUCCGAACAUUGGCAGUAAAGUCACCGGUUUACAUCCCUACCUUGUUCAGGUAUGAUGAGGACGUUCAAAGCCAGCUACUGAAGACAGCGGGGCAAGUGUUUGCAAGCGGUGCCGCAGUCAAUCUUUCAAAGAUAAUUGAGCCUGGAAAGCCAUUAACAGAUCUCCCUCCUUAUCCUUGGCAACAUGAUCGGCCUUAUUGGAGUGAGAGUCGACUGAGUCGAGAAUGGAGACAGCGCAGGUUCCCGCACCACGAAAUCCUCGGUUCUCGCGUCGUUGAGACGCCUGAUCAUGAGUCCUCGUGGCGCAACCUACUCUCACUGGAUAAUGUGCCCUGGCUUUUAGAUCAUGUCAUUCAAGGAGCCGUCACGUUCCCAGGUGCUGGGUUUCUUGCCAUGGCAGGCGAGGCUGUCCUGCAAAUACACCAGGAGAAUGACAGUUAUUCAGUGCGCAACACAACCUUUAUAACGCCAUUACUCUUCCACGAAGGAGAUCAGAUCGAGAUUGUGACUUGUCUCAGCCCAGUUGAAGUGGCUGACAGGGUCCCAUCCGGCUGGUAUGGAUUCAGGAUUAUGGUCCAUGACGGUGAACGGUGGACAAUUCAUUGUCAGGGUCAAGUGAGAGCUGGAUAUGAUCAUCCCCCAGAGCCAUGGUCAAUAUCUCCUUAUGAGAGAGCUGUGCCGCCCGAAGGAUUAUACCGUGUGCUUCAGAGAAGCGGGAUAGAAUAUGGCCCCCAGUUCCAGGGCCUUGAGGAGAUCACAGCCGAUCCGACGGGGUUGAGAGCAACCGCGACUAUCAUGGGUAAUCGUGGACUACCCGGAAGCAGAUAUGCCUUGCAUCCAACUGCAAUUGACCAGGGUCUUCAGCUUAUGGGCGUGGCUUGCUCUCAGGGAUUGACGCGUCACCUCAGCACAAUAUACGUUCCAGCAAUGAUUGAUUCUCUGUUUGUCGGACUAGGUGGUCCACCUAUGACAGCAAACGCUCGAACCAAGAGCGGUGUACGGGACGGCCAGAUGGGCGAUACCAUAGCUAUGCUUGAUGAUCGAGUGGUUCUGUCUAUUCAAGGAGCCUAUCUUUUCGCCUUGGAAAAUGAUCAAGUAGAUGCUGGCACUGGACCCGCGGGCUCAGUAACCCAUCUCGAGUGGAAACCAAAUGUCGACUCAAUAUCCCCAGCGGCACUUUUAUCUACGCCACAAGCCUUCACUGUACAAGCGAUGAAUAUCAAAGCUUUGGGCCAGCUAUCCGCGCUUUAUGUCCUGGAGACGGCUGAAAGAAUCCGAGACCUCGAGCCAACGUUACCGCACCUCGCUAAAUGGAAGAAAUUCAUUCUGGGCGCAGCUGAAAAUAUGCAAACCUCUGGAAAGCAGUCCAUCUACCCCGAAUCAGCUCAAUGGGCAUUGAUGAAUUCUGCAGAAAGACAAGAAAAGAUACGAGACGUGCUCGCUGGAACCAAGUUUACCUUUGAUACUGCCCUUGCGGACUGUAUUCAGGUUGUUUCGGAGAACAGCGCAGCAUUCCUGAAGGAAGAGAGCAAUCCCCUGGAGGUCCUUAUGCAAGACAACCUGCUGCACCGCUUCCAUGCGGCACAUACGCAGUAUGCUGACUGGAGCCCCUUUCUCCCUUUGCUGUGUCAUUCAAACCCGAGCCUACGGGUCCUUGAGAUUGGCGCAGGCACUGGUUCUGGAACAGCCAUGGCUCUAGAUCUGCUCAAAUCCGCUGGCGGGGAGCGUAUGUAUGAACAGUAUGUUUUUACUGACAUAUCCUCCGGAUUCAUGGCCACGGCAAAAGAGAAAUUUGCCAAUGAGCAGUGCAUCGAUUACAAAGUUCUUGAUAUUACACUAGAUCCUCUCGAACAAGGAUUUGAUGCUCACACUUUUGACCUUGUCAUCGCUUCUAAUGUUAUCCAUGCCACUCCCAAUAUACGUUCUACGCUCAGUCAUGUCCAUAGUUUGCUCAAGCCCACUGGGCGCUUUCUACUACAUGAAAUUAGCCCAGAUAUCCUAAUUGCAGAUUUUACCAUGGGAGUAUUCAGCGGCUGGUGGCUUGGCGAGGAAGCCGAACGAGCAGAAAAGCCGUACAUCUCACCUGAACGGUGGGAUCAAGAGUUGCGAGCUACAGGCUUCACCGGAACCGACACUGUGGCUUACGAUCAAAAACCGCCAUAUCAUAUAUCUGCCAGCAUGCUGUCCCGACCCAUGGACCAGAAGAUGCACGAUCCGAUGGAAAUCUGGUUACUCAAAGGCAGCAAUGCCCUUUCGCAGUGGGCAGCUGAGGUCGAGUUGCUUUUCCAUGACCAAGGCUACACCCCUGUCUGGACAAGGCUGGACGAACCCGCACCCAAAGGCAAAUUUGUCGUAUCUCUGUUGGACAUUGAGGGGACUCCGUUAAGCACUCUACCCAAACAGGAGUUCGAGGUGUUCCAACGUUACAUAGAACAAGUGCAAGAGUGCAAAGUUCUUUGGGUCACGAGAUCAACCUCGCUCACCUGCUCGGAUCCAUCAUUUGGCUUUAUUCACGGGCUUGCCCGGACUUUACGGUCGGAGCUGUUGCUUGAUAUCUCCGUACUUGAGAUCCCUACGUUGGAUACGGCUUCCGCAAAAACUGUCAUCGAGCUGUGUGAGCAUAUACAGAGAUCCCGAGAGCUCUUACCCCCCGAUCCGGAGUAUGAGUUCGCUUUGCAUAGAGGUGACAUUAACGUCGGCCGGUUCCACUGGACACCUCUUAUCAAGCAACUCGCAAAUCCACCUCGGGCAGAGGCCUCCAGGAAGCUAACCCUAACGGCUUACGGGCUACUGGAUACAUUAUACUGGGCUGAGAAAGAUCCCUCCUAUUAUUUGGGGGCUGGGCAGGUCGAAGUGGAGAUGGACCACAUAGGCUUGAAUUUCAAAGAUAUGAUGGUUGCAAUGGGCUUCUUCGGGACCAAAGAAGACCUUGGCCUCGAAGGUAGCGGCACCGUGCUUCAAGUUGGACAAGAUGUCACGGAAAUAUCUAUCGGUGACCGCGUCGUCUUGAUGCAUUCUGGGGUCCUGGCCUCAAAUGUCGUGGUGCCUCAGGAAGCUUGUCUCAAGCUGCCGGAAGGAUUGUCCAUGCUAGACGCUGCUACGAUGCUAACAGCCUACAUCACUGUGCUCUAUUCCCUGCUUGAGAUCGGUGCCUUGAGGAAAGGCCAGGCAAACCAGUCCGUUCUCAUCCACUCCGCCUGCGGCGGUGUCGGAUUAGCUGCGCUUCACGUAUGCCGGGCUGUUGGUGCCGAGAUCUAUGCCACCGUCGGCAACGACACCAAGGUGGCCCAUUUGAUGGAGAAUUUUGGUUUACCGCGAGAGCGCAUCUUCAACUCUCGCAACACGUCCUUCCAGCCAGACCUAAUGCGUGUCACUAACGGACGGGGAGUUGACAUAGUGCUAAAUUCAUUAUCAGGCAACCUCCUCCACGCAUCAUGGGAAUGCGUUGCGAAGUUUGGACGGAUGAUCGAGCUGGGGAAACGUGACUUUAUAAGUCAUGGCAUGCUUAAUAUGAGUCUAUUCGAGGCCAACCGAUCAUUCUUCGGUGUCGAUCUCGCACAGGUUUGUAAGGACACUCCAGAGAUUCUCAAAAGAACUCUGGCAACCUUUUCCGAUUGGUAUCGUCAAGGGAGAAUUGCACCGAUCACACCUAUCAAACUAUUUGAUGCAGUCGAUGUCGUCAGCGCCUUCCGGUAUAUGCAGGCUGGUACUCACAUCGGUAAAAUAGUGGUACGUAUGCCAAUCUCCGUGGAGGAACUGCCUCUUCCCACCGUAAAGGUGCACCCAUCUUUCCGAUCUAAUGCCGCCUACCUGAUUGUCGGGGGGCUCGGUGGUAUUGGACGGUCGGUGUCGACGUGGAUGGUCGAGCAGAACGCCCGAGAGCUUGUCUUCCUCUCACGGUCGGCAGGCAAGUCUGAGGAGGAUCAAGCAUUUGUUCGCGAACUUGAGGCGCAAGGAUGUCAUGUCAUCUGCAUAGCAGGUAGCGUCACAGACCUCAAGGUGGUUAAGGACGCUGUUGCCACAUGCACUCGGCCUCUUGCUGGCGUCCUUCAGAUGGCCCUUGACUUGAAGGAUUGUCUCUUCUUAGAGAUGAGCCACGAGGAAUGGGAAGCCGCUCUCGCUCCGAAAGUCACCGGCACCUGGAAUCUGCACCACGCCACCGCGAAACACUCCCUGGAUUUCUUCGUUGUAUUCGGCUCCAUCUCCGGCAUUUGUGGGAAUACCGGACAGGCCAACUACGCAGCAGCAACAUCAUUCCUCGACGCAUUUACCCGUUACCGACGACGGCAGGGACUCCCGUCCUCUAUCCUGCACCUCGGCGUCGUCGGCGAUGUAGGAGCCGCAAGCCGCAACCCCCGCUUCAACCAGAGAGUCCAAUCCAUCGGGCUGCAAGUGCUCCACGAAGCUGAAGUGAUUGACGGACUCGCCGCAGCAAUCAAAAUAUCUCCAGUCGUCUCUUCUAGUACUACGGGAGCUAUAUGUAUAGGCUUGGCCCACACCCGACGCCUCGCGGAUCUGCCGAAGGGAAUAUUCCUCGGCGGCCGCGACGCGCGCUUCUCGAUCUAUCCAAACCUCGAGUCUACCAAUGCGGGCAUUGGAGAUCAAUCUUCUCAUGCGAACGCGUUGAAGGCCCUUCUUGCUCAGAUCCAGGCUGAUCCGUCGUUGACCAGUAAACGGGAGACUGAGCUGGCGCUGAUGGCGGAGCUGGGCAAGUUCAUCAGUCAUAAUCUUACGGGAGAGGCGCAGGAGCAGGGUCAGGAUGGUGCGGAGGAUACUGAGGCUAUAGCAGGUAUGGCGGUGGACUCGCUUAUGGCUAUUGAGGUUAGGAAUUGGCUGAGGAGGUCGCUGGGUGUGGAGAUUGCCACGGUUGAAAUUAAUCGGGCGGCGACGCUUGGUGGGUUGGUAAAGGUUGUUUUGAAGGGUCUGAGAGAGAAGUAUGAGCAGCGUGCGACUUAG
This is a messenger RNA of Penicillium bovifimosum, 7404 nucleotides long. Its product is annotated as type I polyketide synthase. The record is from RefSeq and is a predicted model, not a curated record. Bases 1 to 7404 code for a protein of 2467 amino acids. Gene Ontology annotation, molecular function: phosphopantetheine binding; fatty acid synthase activity; 3-oxoacyl-[acyl-carrier-protein] synthase activity. The transcript has 13 exons. Lineage: Eukaryota; Fungi; Ascomycota; Eurotiomycetes; Eurotiales; Aspergillaceae. Gene Ontology annotation, biological process: secondary metabolite biosynthetic process; fatty acid biosynthetic process.